Drosophila bipectinata is the source of this 1618-nucleotide messenger RNA. RefSeq lists its product as uncharacterized. Lineage: Eukaryota; Metazoa; Arthropoda; Insecta; Diptera; Drosophilidae. The record is from RefSeq and is a predicted model, not a curated record.
UCUGCUGACAGUCCUCGACGAACAACAGAAUCGAAAACGACUGCCCACGCAAAGUCAAGACAAAAGCUCUUUGGAGGAAAAAAAAAACCGAACCUUAGUGACAAAACAAAAAGUUCAGUGUCUCGGCAGCCGUUUAUCCUCCAAGUUGGCUAAAAAAGCGAACGGGUUCCCGUAGUUGCAUACUCGUAUAGAACAUAAAAACGCGAAAAGGACUGUGAGGAGUGGCAUUUGCAUACAUAUUUCAAUCAUAAAUAAUCGCUUAAAAUGAGGCAUAUCUGGCUGCUGCUACUUAUCGCUUGCGGAUCCAUCCACUUUCCAGGUGUGCUGACCUUGCCGGAGGCGCACCCAGCCAAAUCUUCAGCGGCGGCUGGAGGUGGAAACGGAGGUGGCGCUGGAGGAGGAGCCGGUGGUGGUGUUGGUGGGGCUAGUGCCCAAACUAGUGGCGAACCCGGAUCAGAGCUGGGAGAUUAUGAUGACGAGGAGCCGCAGAAGGCGCCCGGAAAUCUGGCCAAGUCCACACCAACUCCCAAGCUGCCGGCUCCCUUUUUCAACCAAAAGGCAGUGGAUGUCUAUGUGCCUGAAAACGCCACCAGGGUCAAGCUGGAAUGUCCUGUUAAAAACUAUGAUCCCGACCGGCAUGUGAUCCUCUGGUACAAGGACAACAACCAACUGAGCAAUGGCGAAACGCUGAUGAACAACAUUUACACUCUGGACAGUCAAUUCUCCCUGACCGUUCCCUUGUCGUCCAAUGCCACGGAGUUGAGGUUCUCGUGUAGUGUGAUGCCUCAGAAUGUGCGACGACAGGUCACCAUCCGUUUUGGCCCGGAGCCAAGCACCCCAGCUCCGGCUGUAGAUCCGUCUCCGGACGCGACACCACCACCCGCCCAUGAUUCAGCGACCGAUUUCCGCCGAGACAUUGGCCUUUGGCCGGCGGCUGCAUUGCUCUUGGCCGCCAUCCAAGUGGCUGGCCAGGCACUCUACUAAAGCUGGCCAAGUUCAAGAGCUCCGUAAAAAGAAUCGCACCACCGGCAUUGACGCCAACCGAGUUACGAGUUUGGAGAUGCGCACCGCAACAGAUGAGCUUGACCUUUUGGGAUGAACCCAAGGAUUAGCGAUUGCUUGGCAAAUUGAGUUAGAUGUUGCUUUGUUAUUGUAAUAUAGGACGACGAUCUUGUGGGGAGAAGCUACUUCCUCCAGUUAUAGGUUUGAUUUAAACUUCCGAUUCUCAGCUUCCUCUACUUCCAAGCUAUAUAAAUAUGUGCAGUUACCAAUCGAUUCCUUUGAAGGUGCAACUUAAUUUACUUGUUAAAAGAUUACAAAAAAAAAAACGCAAAGUUUUCCUUAGGAAUAUAUACAUAAUUAUAUAUGCUACAUACAUAUAUGUAGGAUCGAAUUAGCCUAGUGUAUUUGCUUUAAACGUGCGCUUAAUGAAUCGAAAACUUAGUGAAUAAUUGAUUUUAACUUAGCGGAACAAAAUGCGAUAAACAAGUGGCUUAAUCAGUGUAAAGAGAUACGGUAUACUAUAUGUACGAUCAGAUUAUGUGUACAUCGAAACAAUGUAUGUUAUUUUGUCGGAUGUAAACUGAAAUAAACUAUAGCUGCUAUAGACCCAGCUGAA